Messenger RNA from Insectozyma verbasci, 1389 nucleotides. NCBI's taxonomy places the organism in Eukaryota, Fungi, Ascomycota, Pichiomycetes, Serinales, Debaryomycetaceae. The record is from the annotation of a GenBank genome assembly.
AUGUUACACUAUGAGAUAAUUGAUGCUUUCAAAACAAAAGACAUAUUCAAUCAAAGAAUUGCUUUUGAACUUCCAUUAAAUCAUUCAAACCCAGAAUCUCACAUAAUUCAAGUUGUAAUAAACAUCACUCAAAAAUAUUCAGAUCAUAUCUCAAAAUUAGAUGCAUUUGAAACUAUAGCCUUACCUGAAGAACCAAAAUUAAUUGCAUAUUUACAAGGCGGUCCCGGUUUCCCAUGUGCUACACCUACUUCAAAUUCAAGUGUGACUAAAUUGUUACUAGAUAAAAACUAUCAAAUACUUUGGCUUGAUCAAAGAGGUACUGGAUAUUCAACCCCAAUUCAAUCUAAAAAUUUUAGGGAAGUAGUUAAUAAUGUAUACGGAGAUUCUGAACUAAAUAAUCAAUUGAGAUAUAUCUUAAGUUUUAGAGCUGACUCAGUUGUGAAAGAUUUAGAAAUGAUCAGAAAAUUUUUAAUCAAGGAUGAAAAAUUGCUGAUUAUUGGUCAAUCAUACGGUGGUUUCUGCUGUUUUACAUAUUUGAGUUUAUACCCAAAAUCGUUGAAAGAAGUAUUAGUGACUGGUGGAAUCCCACCAAUUGGAUUUGCAGUUGAUGAUGUUUACGAAGCUACUUAUAAACAAACCAGCGAACGGAACUGGCAUUACUACAAUAAAUUUCCACAAGAUAGAACCAAGAUUGUCUCAAUUUGCAAGUAUUUGAAGCAUCGUAACACCUCAUUACCUAAUGGAAGUCAUUUAACUCCUGAAAGAUUUCUACAAUUGGGUUUGAAUUUUGGAGCAACUGGAGGUACUGACACUAUACAUUUAUUAGUGACUAAACUAUACGAAGAAUUGAAAGUAUUGGGUCAACCUACUUAUAACACAUUAAAUACUAUCUCUCAGUCUUUGGGAUUUGAGACUAAUGUUAUUUAUGCAGUAUUUCAAGAAGCCAUUUAUUGUAAUGGGGUAGGUCUGAAAUCUAAUUGGAGUGCAGACUUUUUAAGAGAAUCUAAAUUUGAAAUAAAUGAUGAUGAAAUCUAUUUUACUGGUGAAAUGGUUUACAAAUUCAUGUAUGAAAAUAACUCAUACUCAGAGUUAGCCGAAUUUAAAGAUUUAGCUCAUGCAUUACAUGAAUACACCAAUUGGUCAAAUUUAUACGAUGUUGAUGUUUUGAAAAAUAUAAGUUGGAAAGAUGUACCUAUCGUGGCAGCAACUUAUGUAAAUGAUCAAUAUGUUGAUUUUAAUUUAUGUAAACAAGUUAAAGAGAAAUAUUUUGCAAAGGAUAAUUUAAAACAGUAUAUCACAUCAGAAUUUUUCCAUAAUGGAUUAAGAGCAGAUCCAGAUAAAGUAUUAGGUUCAUUAUUUGACUUAUUAGAAAAUAACGAUAUAGAUUAA